Molecule: messenger RNA, 876 nt
Organism: Nematolebias whitei (Rio pearlfish)
Lineage: Eukaryota; Metazoa; Chordata; Actinopteri; Cyprinodontiformes; Rivulidae
Gene: zdhhc24
Product: zinc finger DHHC-type containing 24
Exons: 3
Coding region: 1-876 (291 amino acids)
Biological process (GO): peptidyl-L-cysteine S-palmitoylation; protein targeting to membrane
Cellular component (GO): endoplasmic reticulum; Golgi apparatus
Molecular function (GO): protein-cysteine S-palmitoyltransferase activity
Source: RefSeq, a predicted model, not a curated record
AUGACGGGUUUCUCCAGCACUUUGCUCUGCAGAGCUGAGAAGGUUUGUCAACACCUUCCCGUUCUCCUCAACACCUUCCUGGUGUUCUCCAUCACCGGGGAGGUGAACUACCUGGUGCUGGUCGAGGCGCCUCUGGAGGCGGCGCAGAAGAAGACGGAGUGGUCCGCCUGGUGGAAGACGGUGCACCUGCUGGCCCAGUACUUCAUGCUGGGGAACAUCUGCUGGAACGCGCUUCUCUUUUUAAAAACGAACCCCAGCAUCAAGGGGGUGUUCUUGGGAGGAGACGGCCUGGGGCAGGGCUGGAGAUACUGUUACACCUGCGAGACGCACACUCCCCCGCGCUGCUCCCACUGCUUCGACUGCAAGGUGUGCGUGCUGCGGAGGGACCACCACUGCGUCUUCUUCGGCCAGUGCGUCGGCUUCCGCAACUACCGCUACUUCCUGAGUUGCUUGUUGUUCAUGUGGUCGGGGCUCCUCUAUGCCAUGGUGAUGAACGCAGAGGUCUUCAUCGUCAUACUGAAGGAGGGCGUGACGCUGCACAGCAUUCUGCUGCUGCUCAUCCCCUGGAUCAUGCUCGUUUCUGGCCAGGUGUCGGCACGCGCCUUUGCGUUCGCCUUCAUCGCCGACACGUGCGUGGUGGGUUUCCUGCUGGUGUCCGCUUUCUUCUUCUUCCACCUCUUCCUGCUGUUUCGCGGUCAGACCACGAGGGAGUGGUACUCCUCCCGCCGCCCCUAUAAUCUGGGAGCGCUCGGUAACCUGCGUCACGUGCUGGGCCUUCGCUGGUACCUCUGCUGGCUCUCCCCGCUCAUCCCAUCCCCGCUGCCCGGAGAUGGGAUGAACUUCCAGGUCACGGGAUCGCUGGAGCCCACCAAGUAA